CCGUCUUCGCGCGACUUUCCGUUCCCUUGCUACAUUCCGAGGAGCGCCUGGGCGCUGGGGCAUGGACUGGCGGGCAGGUGGCCUUCCUGCCGUUUCUGCGCUGCGGGCGGCGUCCAUUUCGCUUGCAAGCUUCGUUGCGUUCGCACGCCUUUUUCUGGCUCCCGUUGUCUCGCGUUCCGUCGUUGCUCUGGUGCCCUGGACUGUUGUGAAUGUGUUUUUAUGCCCUACUAGUGUUGCCUGGGGGUGCUUUUAUGUGUGCACCCUGGAAGAUAGGUCCAGAAGCCUUGCGAUUUCUUAUAUUAAAGCUAAGUGUACUCGUGACCCUACCAGCACUUUUCAAGAUACUUUCGACAUAUUCAUUGCCGUGAACAACGCGGUUGGGACAGCACACUCACGACGUGGGAAGGUCACAGAAAUGUUGAAAGACAUCAGAUUGGGCAUACGCUUCACCCGUGCAACUUCGUCAUGUGCUCCACGGCUUUACGGCUGUGCCACUGUAUGUAAAAAAUGCUGAGUGAUUUUAAUAAAGAAUUUGCAGGGAAGUACAAUGUGUCGCACCUUGUUGACUCUUUUACAGAUGUGUGGAAACGUCGUAGCGAAUGAAUGUGAAUUAUGGAUCUCCAAGUGGCGUUGCCCGCGUCAUUUUCAAGAUUUUACCCGUUUUGAAGGCAAUAGGGCUGUUGAUAGGGAGAAUGCUAGGCUACUGCAGACUGCAACCAUAGGCGCUGUGUCUAAAGGUUAAGCUCACAUGACGCGGCAGGGAAGGGAGUCCGUGGCGAAAAGUGAAUAUAGCCGAAGUUGGAUAGCGUUAAUUUUUGCGCACGAAAGGCAAGCUGGACACAUCGCAAAUCUCCAGUUGUACGAAACACAGUGCAGCAUGGUCGUCGGUUAUGCCAGUGCUUCAACAUAUGUUUCAGCGUCGCACUUCGGACAUUGCGGGCAUAUACCUUUAAGUUUUUCCCCUUGUGGACCGAUGCUGUGUGUGUUCAUGGACAUCAUGUUUUCAAAGACAUGUAAGUUCUCAAUAAUAACGCGAAAAAAAUGCUGGUCAUGUUACGCUGUGGUAUAAUACCUGGUGAGGUAAUACGAUGCUAUGACGCUCAGUUUCAUACGAAAUAAAGUGUUUGAUCUAAUGUUGCUUGUUUGUGCCACUGAUACGCACUGCUGUGCGGUGUUGAUGUAAUGUUC
Ornithodoros turicata is the source of this 1188-nucleotide messenger RNA. RefSeq lists its product as uncharacterized. The transcript is spliced from 6 exons. Bases 62 to 514 code for a protein of 150 amino acids. The record is from RefSeq and is a predicted model, not a curated record. Lineage: Eukaryota; Metazoa; Arthropoda; Arachnida; Ixodida; Argasidae.